Arabidopsis arenosa is the source of this 1909-nucleotide messenger RNA. NCBI's taxonomy places the organism in Eukaryota, Viridiplantae, Streptophyta, Magnoliopsida, Brassicales, Brassicaceae. The record is from the annotation of a GenBank genome assembly.
AUGAUCAUCUGCUAGAGAUCACUAUCUCUCGAUAACCAGAUCAUUCUUCUUUAUUCGUCGAAUUUGCCUCUGUUAACGUCUCAUUCUCUGUUCGAAAGCUUGAAUAGAGAUCGUUAAAAUGGUGGAUCCGGGACCAAUUACACCGGGCCAGGUAUCUUUUCUAUUUGGAGUAAUCCCAAUAUUUGUUGGUUGGAUAUACUCAGAGUUACUUGAGUACAGGAAAUCUUGGGUUCCCUUGAAACCUCACUCGGAUAAUAAUCUGGUUGAACUGGGGGAUGUAGCAGAGAAGGACGAUGACAAAGCUGAUUUGUUGGAGGGAGGUCUUACCCGAUCCACAUCUGUAAAGUUUCAUAAUUCAUCCAUCAGAACAAACAUAGUCAGGUUUUUGAGUAUGGAAGAUUCAUUUUUGCUGGAACACCGUGCAACAUUGAGAGCAAUGUCGGAGUUUGGGGCAAUCUUAAUAUAUUUCUAUAUCUGUGACCGCACGGAAUUGCUUGGAGAUUCUACCAAGCAUUACAAUCGCGACCUUUUCCUUUUUCUCUACGUUCUUCUCAUCAUUGUAUCAGCCAUGACAUCUCUCAGAAAACACAAUGACAAGUCACCCAUAACUGGGAAAUCCAUUCUUUACCUUAAUCGCCACCAGACCGAAGAGUGGAAAGGAUGGAUGCAGGUUUUGUUCUUGAUGUAUCACUACUUUGCUGCGGCUGAGAUAUACAACGCUAUCCGUAUCUUUAUUGCUGCUUAUGUAUGGAUGACUGGUUUUGGAAACUUUUCGUAUUACUACGUCAGAAAGGAUUUCUCUGUCGCACGUUUUGCACAGAUGAUGUGGAGGCUGAACUUCUUUGUAGCAUUUUGCUGUAUUGUUCUCAACAAUGACUAUAUGUUGUAUUACAUCUGCCCAAUGCACACUCUCUUCACCCUCAUGGUUUACGGAGCUCUGGGUAUCUUCAGCAAGUACAAUGAGAUAGGAUCUGUGAUGGCUCUGAAAAUAUUUUCAUGCUUCCUCGUUGUCUUUUUGUUGUGGGAAAUUCCUGGAGCUUUUGAAAUAUUCUGGGGUCCAUUAACGUUCUUGUUAGGUUACAGUGACCCUGCGAAGCCCGAUCUUCAUCGACUGCAUGAAUGGCACUUCAGAUCAGGCCUUGAUCGCUACAUAUGGAUCAUCGGAAUGAUUUAUGCCUAUUAUCACCCAACUGUAGAGAGAUGGAUGGAGAAGUUAGAGGACUGUGAAACGAAGAAAAGACUAUCCAUAAAGACCACUAUUGUUACUAUUUCCGUACUUGUUGGCUAUGUGUGGUAUGAAUGUAUCUACAAGCUGGACAGGACCAGUUACAACAUGUAUCAUCCAUACACAUCUUGGAUCCCCAUCACUGUUUACAUAUGCCUUCGGAAUUUCACCCACCAGCUUCGGAGUGUCUCAUUGACUCUCUUCGCGUGGCUUGGCAAGAUCACUUUAGAGACUUACAUUUCCCAGUUUCAUAUAUGGCUAAGAUCAAACAUGCCUGAUGGGCAACCAAAAUGGCUUCUCUCUAUUAUUCCGGGAUACCCCAUGCUUAAUUUCAUGCUCACAACUGCGAUAUACGUCCUAGUAUCCCACCGUCUCUUUGAACUAACCAACACACUCAAGACAGUUUUCGUACCCACAAAAGACAACAAACGUCUCUUUUCUAACUUCAUAGCUGGGAUCGCCAUCGCUCUUCCUCUAUAUUGCUUCUCAUUCGUUCUUCUUCAGAUUCAUCGCUAAAAACCGUGAGUCCCCAAAUCAUUCUCAUUGGCCAUCCACUCAUCAAAAAUCUAAUUAAAACUUUGUUGAUUUCUAACAUUUACAGGCAAAAAGAAGUGUUGUUCUUUGUGUUUCUUCAUUGUGGUCUCACAUCAAAGCAAAAUAGAAUAAGAAAAAAGAUGAGUUAGU